Iphiclides podalirius (scarce swallowtail) is the source of this 1056-nucleotide messenger RNA. The record is from the annotation of a GenBank genome assembly. NCBI's taxonomy places the organism in Eukaryota, Metazoa, Arthropoda, Insecta, Lepidoptera, Papilionidae.
AUGAUUAAAACACGGGCUGCUAGAAGGAAGGAGCUGGAAGGCACACAAGAUCAGCCUCAGCAGUCAGCGGAUGAGAAACCGAAAAGUGAUGGAGGGCCUACAGAUAUCCUGGAGAAAGGUACACCCGUCAAAUAUCCACCUUCUGAAAAGUCCAGACGAUCCUCCUCUUCUUCAAUUCGGGCUCAGAGACACAAGUUGGAGCUGGAGGCAGCAGAGGCAAAAGCUCGCAUUCAAAUGGAGCUUAUUGACAAAAAACUCGCGGCCGAUUUAAAUAACCUAGAAUACAGUUCACGGUCGCAUACCAACGAGGAAGUUGAAAGAUGGUUAGAGCGCAGCCAACAACUGGAACAGCCUGCCCCCGAGGAUGGUCUUACUACGGGUGGGUUGUGCCCGCCAGCAACAGAGAACGCCACUACAGGUAACGCUGCCGCUGGCAACGAUUAUGGUACCGUACAAAUGUUGGCCAGCGCACUCAAGGACUUAGCCGCCGCUUCAACAUCUCACAGUAGAAGUGCCAAUUUAUUGAGCCGUAUAUCUACGCCACAAGACUUACCCAUGUUUAGUGGCGACCCUAUGGACUGGCUUCAAUUUAGACAGGCAUACGAAGAGUCUACACAGGUAUGCAACUUCAGCCCUAAAGAAAACUUAUGGUGUCUGCGAAAGUGUCUUCGUGGACCAGCAAAAGAAGCAGUAACAGCUCUUCUCAUUACCGCCACAUCGCCUGUCGUAGUAAUGGCAACUUUGGAGCUGCAAUUUGGUAAUCCCGAAGUGAUUAUUAAUCGGAUCACAUAUGACAUAAAAAAACUGCAUCCGAUCUCAUUCGACUAUCACAAAGAUAUUGUGCCAUUUUCCAUAAAAGUACGCAACUACGUCGCCGCAGUGCGUGCCCUUAACCGACAAGAAUACCUACAAGACACGGGUAUAGCAUCAGUUAUAAUAAACAAAUUACCUACAAUACUUAUAUCAAAAUGGACAGACUACAGCUAUGGACUGCUUGCCGGAGGAGCAAAAUGCAAGCUCGAUAUUCUGUCAGAAUUCCUGAACCAAGAAGCCGUU